CCGUGCCGGCACUGCCUCUGACCUUCCCUUCCCUUCUCUUCCCGUCCCUUCCCCGGCGCUGUCAGAGCGCAUCAGCGGGCGCGGCGCUGCGAUGGAGCGGCGAGCGGCAACGGCAGCCGCCGGGAGAGGAGGAAGAGGAGGAGGAGGAGGAAGGGAGAGAUUAGCGCGGUGCCGGCUGGCGCAGAGGCGCGGCUGAGCGCUCCAGCGGGAGCCCGGGGCCCUGCGGACCGUGCGAGAGGCACAGGCGGAAGGAGCGGAGAUGCGGCCGCUCUCCCCGCGCUGCUGAAGCUCCCGGUCACUCGGCCGGAGGAGGGAGGCCGGGAAGGUCCGUCCUUCUCGCCGCUCUGCGGGCGCAAAGGGUGCCUGUGCAGUCCCCUCCUCUCGCUUUUAUCCCAGCCCCGGAGCAGGAGCCGCCGCCGCCGCCGCCGCCCCCUAUCCCUUCCUGCGCUCUUCCCACCAUGAGCGGGGCUGUUUUCACCUUAUAAAGAUGGCGGUGUGGGAUCGCUGCAACCUUUAGACUAAUGACUGUCAGAAACAUCGCCUCCAUCUGUAAUAUGGGCACCAAUGCCUCUGCUCUGGAAAAAGACAUUGGUCCAGAGCAGUUUCCAAUCAAUGAACACUACUUUGGAUUGGUCAAUUUUGGGAACACCUGCUACUGUAACUCCGUGCUGCAGGCAUUGUACUUUUGCCGGCCAUUUCGGGAAAAUGUAUUAUCAUACAAGGCCCAACAGAAAAAGAAGGAAAACCUCUUGACUUGCCUGGCAGAUCUUUUCCACAGUAUUGCUACUCAGAAGAAAAAAGUUGGGGUUAUUCCACCAAAGAAGUUCAUAUCAAGGUUACGAAAGGAGAAUGAUCUCUUUGACAACUACAUGCAGCAGGAUGCACAUGAGUUUUUAAAUUACCUGCUCAACACCAUUGCAGACAUUUUGCAGGAGGAGAAGAAACAGGAAAAGCAAAAUGGGAAACUGAAAAAUGGCAACAUGAAUGAAGCUGAAGAGAACAAUAAACAAGAACUGACCUGGGUGCAUGAGAUUUUUCAGGGAACACUGACUAACGAAACUAGAUGUUUGAACUGUGAAACCGUUAGUAGCAAAGAUGAAGAUUUUCUUGACCUUUCUGUUGAUGUGGAGCAGAACACAUCGAUUACACACUGUCUAAGAGACUUCAGUAACACAGAGACACUAUGUAGUGAACAGAAAUACUACUGUGAAACUUGCUGCAGUAAACAAGAGGCACAGAAGAGGAUGAGAGUAAAAAAACUGCCAAUGAUUCUUGCCUUACACCUCAAGAGAUUCAAGUACAUGGAGCAGCUGCACAGGUACACGAAGCUGUCCUACCGGGUCGUGUUUCCCCUGGAGCUGCGGCUCUUCAACACCUCCGGCGACGCCGUCAACCUGGAUCGCAUGUAUGACUUGGUGGCUGUGGUCGUUCACUGUGGAAGUGGACCUAAUCGAGGGCAUUACAUUACUAUUGUGAAAAGUCAUGGAUUUUGGCUCUUGUUUGAUGAUGACAUUGUAGAGAAAAUAGAUGCUCAAGCUAUUGAAGAAUUCUACGGUCUGACCUCUGAUAUAUCAAAAAAUUCAGAGUCUGGCUAUAUUUUAUUCUACCAGUCAAGAGAGUGACUUGGCAAACCGUGGUGACUGCGCACAAGGAUGCUGCACACAGAGGAAGGCACCAGCUCCCCUGAAGUGACUUUUACACAGCCCACAUCUCGGAUGGUUGAACAACAAUACACUGUCUCCUGUUCCAUGGUUUAUGUAAUGCUGACUGCAAC
Molecule: messenger RNA, 1774 nt
Organism: Melozone crissalis (California towhee)
Lineage: Eukaryota; Metazoa; Chordata; Aves; Passeriformes; Passerellidae
Gene: USP46
Product: ubiquitin specific peptidase 46
Exons: 9
Coding region: 522-1622 (366 amino acids)
Biological process (GO): protein deubiquitination
Cellular component (GO): nucleus; cytosol
Molecular function (GO): cysteine-type deubiquitinase activity; cysteine-type endopeptidase activity
Source: RefSeq, a predicted model, not a curated record